This is a messenger RNA of Helianthus annuus (common sunflower), 1461 nucleotides long. RefSeq lists its product as uncharacterized. Gene Ontology annotation, molecular function: nucleic acid binding; zinc ion binding. The record is from RefSeq and is a predicted model, not a curated record. The coding region runs from base 1 to 1461 and encodes 486 amino acids. Lineage: Eukaryota; Viridiplantae; Streptophyta; Magnoliopsida; Asterales; Asteraceae. The transcript has 5 exons.
AUGGUGGGAUCUGAAAUUGAAGCAUACGUGAAGCGGUCAUAUGAGUUGGCUGACAUGUGCCCGAAUCUGUCCCGACCUAUGCGUCGAAGAAUCGAGUUGUUCAUUAAGGGAUUACCUCCACGAGUGAAGGGUUUAGUUACUGCAGCAAAUCUCAACAACUUGACACAGAUUGUCCGUUUGGCUCACAAGAUCGUUGAUCAAGAGGUGGAGAGUAAUUCACUACCACCACGUGUUUCUGCUACCGCUACUGCCGCUACCACAGCCACUACCCCACCACUGACGGCAAACAGAAAUGGAACGACGCUGACAAAGCAACCAGUGUCAGCCAAUCUCAGAAAAGGCCAGACAACAACAACAACAACCGCAGUAUGCGAGAAAGUGGGCCACGAGGCCAAAGAUUGUAGAGCCCCACAACCGAAACAGCAACAACAGCAAAACCAGCCGUAUCAGAGACAGCAAAGGCAGCAACCUCACCAGAGUCAGGGUUUCAAGAAGGGGUGCUAUCAGUGUGGGGAUGAGGGCCACUUUAAGCGGGACUGCCCUCAAUUGAAUCAAAACGCCAACGACAACAACCGCCAGAAUAACAACAAUGCUGGAAAUAACAACGGCAACAAUGGGGGCAACGGUGCUCGUGGAAGGGUGUUUACGAUCGGUGCUGGGGAUGCUAGGAAUGACGGCAAUGUCGUGACUGAUCUCGUGGGUCAAGUGUUUGAUAUUGAUCUUCUUCCUGUUACCCUCGGUAGUUUCGAUAUAGUGAUUGGUAUGGAUUGGCUAUCUAAGCACCAAGCUGAGAUCCUGUGUAAGGAAAAGAUUGUGCGUAUUCCUCUCCCUGAUGGAGAGCCAUUGUUGGUUCAGGGGCAUCACAGUGGUGCGAUGGUCGGUAUUAUUUCAGCUAUGCAAGCGCAAAAAUCUCUACGAAAGGGGUAUCCUUCCAUUCUGGCACUUGUUACGGAUACUCCGUCAGGAGAAAGAAAGAUUGAGGAUCUGCUAGUGGUAUGUGAAUUCGCCGAUGUAUUUCCUGAGGAACUUCCUGGUUUACCUCCUCAUCGCCAAGUGGAAUUUCAGAUCGAACUUGCACCAGGAGCAGCUCUAAUUGCUCGUGCUCCUUACCGUUUAGCAUCUGGAGAAUUGCAAGAACUGUCUAACCAGUUGCAAGAGUUGUUGGACAGAGGCUUUAUUCGACCCAAUGAUGGAGGUAGAAUGCUUGAUGUGAUAAAACUGGUAGUGUUGAGAAAGGAUGUGCACGAGCAGAAGUUCAGCACACCGAUGAAUGAGGUUAAUCCGGUUAUGGUGAGAACUCAUGAAGGAGCGGGACGAUCCGGGCCGCGGAUCAUUGGUCUAUGUAAUGAAAUAAAGAGAGAAGGCAAAACAUCAGAAACCGUACGGAUAAUUACAACCCUUGGAAAUUCCGGUAUGGAAAUGGGAAGAGAUAACAAUGGAUCUGGUGACAAAGCUACCUAG